AUGGUGAUUGCUGACAACCACAUUAGCCAAUCGAGAUGGUGUUGCUCUCUUGAUGACGGGAAUGACUUCUUUGGAGAUAGCAGUUUUGACCCUCAAGAGUGGUUACAAGGUCUUCGAUUAGUUGCUCGGCGAUUUCUCAACAAAUCAACAGUGCUAGCAAUGAGCCUACAGAACGAGAUACGAGGAACAAUGGAAAACGCGAAUGAUUGGAACAAUUAUGUAACUCAAGGAGUAACAACAAUCCACAACAUAAAUCCAACAGUUUUGGUGAUUGUUUCAGGCCUAGAUUAUGACAACGAUCUUCGAUGCUUAAAGGAGAAGCCGAAGCCCUUGACCGUAGAGACAUUAGACAACAAGUUGGUUUUCGAAGUGCACUUGUAUUCCUUUAGUGGAGAUUUUGAGAGCAAAUUUGUACAACAACCACUGAGCAAUAUAUGUGCAAAUAUCAUGAAUGGCUUCGUAGACCAUGCUGAGUUUGUGAUUGAAGGGCCAAACCCAUUUUCUUUAUUCGUUAGUGAAUACGGGUAUGAUCAAAGGGAGGUUAACGAUGCAGAAAAUUGA
Momordica charantia (bitter melon) is the source of this 561-nucleotide messenger RNA. The record is from RefSeq and is a predicted model, not a curated record. NCBI's taxonomy places the organism in Eukaryota, Viridiplantae, Streptophyta, Magnoliopsida, Cucurbitales, Cucurbitaceae.